This is a messenger RNA of Neopsephotus bourkii (Bourke's parrot), 2007 nucleotides long. It is a transcript of the gene MACIR, whose product is annotated as macrophage immunometabolism regulator. Bases 1090 to 1722 code for a protein of 210 amino acids. NCBI's taxonomy places the organism in Eukaryota, Metazoa, Chordata, Aves, Psittaciformes, Psittacidae. The transcript has a single exon. Gene Ontology annotation, biological process: negative regulation of fibroblast migration; negative regulation of cytokine production involved in inflammatory response. The record is from RefSeq and is a predicted model, not a curated record.
GGCGACACCGCUCUACCUGUCUAUGACAGUCGUGCUCUAUCUGUGAUGAUCCUGCUCCAUGACAACACUGCCCCAUGACUCUUCUGUGAUGUAGCUGUGUCACUGAAAUGGUAUAGAUGAUGCUGAAAACAAGAAAAGGAAAAUAAUUAAGCCUUGUCUGUGUUCUGGCAUCCACUGGUAUAUACUUGCUGUGAUAGUGACCUGACCUUUCCCAUUUAGAGGUGGUAAGGUUUUGUGACAGACAGUUGUAUCUGUAAAGGCACAAGACAACGUAUUUGGAAUAGUUGUGAGAAAGUACAAAGCUGUGAGGUCGUGGCAAAAUAGUCUAUUUCCAAAAGAAAUAGAAAACCAUAGGGUUUGGAAGACUGGUUAUUCUUAAGAUGUUUAUAAGAAUAUUACACUUUAUUCAUUAAACACCACCAGUAUACUUUUUCCUGUGUUAGAAAUACAUUAGAAUAAAAUAGUGUGCAUGCUUUCGGUUAACUGUGAAUAAAAAAAUAGGAUGAGGGAAAGGGGAAUUUGCUGAUGACCUAUAAGGACAGCUGUUGAACAGCCAGGAUGCCGUUCUUGGAAUCUAAAGCAAGCUUUCUUCACAUCUGUAAGGGGUGAGCAUCAGAUAUGGUCUGUGGUUGUGCCUGACUGAGGUAGUAGCUUUUAGACACAUUUAUUGAAAGCUCUGUUUACUGAAACUAUUGUCAAUAGCAAAAAUACACAGUUGAAUACACAGAGAAAUUGCUGUGGAUGUGUUAAUGGAUGUAGAUGGCCUCAGAAGUGCGGGGCUAUAAGGAAUCAAGUGGAGUGGGCAGAAGCUUCUUUUUUGGGUACAGCAGUACUCAAGAACAAUUUUAAUGUUUGGGAAUAUCAGGAACAUAUUUAUGGUUUCUUUUAUUAAAAAAGCAUGUAAGAUAAAAGGCUGUUGUCAGUUUUGCUAUCAACCUGUAGAACAUAAAGCAAGGCUGGAUAGGGAAGUAUCAGUCAUAACUUCUGGGUAAUACAAAACUCAUUUCUGCAGUCCUCUUUCAAGUCCUUGUGUUGCAUAAAAGCUCUAUUUCUGAUCAAGUUCUGUUUUAUUUUUAGGAGGAUAGCAUUAUGUUUAAAAUGGAAGUUGACAUAAAUGGAGAGUCCAGAACUACCAUAUCCACCCUUCCUGUGCCUCUUGCAGAAGUGAGUCCUGUGGGCAGGAUGGAAGCAGAGAAGCCCCGCUGUUCCAGUACCCCCUGCUCACCAAUGCGGCGGACAGUUGCAGGGUAUCAGAUCCUGCAUAUGGAUUCUAACUACCUGGUUGGCUUCACAACUGGAGAGGAGCUGCUAAAAUUAGCCCAGAAGUGUACAGGAAGUGAAGAGAAUAAAGGGGAAUCUGGGCCAAACUUGCACUCCAAACAGCUUGAUUCAGGACUUACACGUUCCUCCCGUUUGUACAAAACUAGAAGUAGGUACUAUCAGCCAUAUGAGAUCCCAGCAGUAAAUGGAAGGAGGAGGAGAAGGAUGCCAAGCUCAGGGGAUAAAUACACUAAGGCUUUACCAUAUGAACCUUACAAGGCACUUCAUGGUCCCCUGCCUCUUUGCCUUUUAAAAGGAAAAAGGGCUCAUUCGAAAUCCCUGGACUACCUCAAUUUAGACAAAAUGAGCAUUAAGGAACCUGCUGACACGGAAGUGCUACAAUACCAGCUCCAGCACCUCAACCUCAGAGGGGACCGUAUGUUUGCAAGAAACAGCACAUGAGCUAUCAUUAGCUUGAAUUUAGAGCCAAUUUCUAGUUAUUUCUGUUGCUGCAAAAAUCCACUGUUGUACUGUGUACAUGACUAUCCACAUUGUAUGUGGUUGUAUCAGCUAAAUGUUAUCAGAAAGUAAUUUAUUUGAAUAGAAUCUUGGAAAUGCAAUGUGUUAAAAAUAUGUGGAGGGAGAAAUCUUUCCUAAGAAAGCAGCUUAUGAUGCAAAUUUGACUUCAAUUGGUGGAUAUUUCUUUGAACAUCUUUUAACAAAAAAAACCAACAUCUUCUGAUUGUG